This is a messenger RNA of Vitrella brassicaformis, 841 nucleotides long. The record is from the annotation of a GenBank genome assembly. NCBI's taxonomy places the organism in Eukaryota, Vitrellaceae.
CAGAGCCUCAUGAUUUGGUUGCUUGUCCCGCUUCUGCUGUGCUUUUGCUGCCCAGGCAGCGCCUCAAACGACACCAUUGCAGACCUUGAAGAUCUCUCGUCGACACAACACGAAGAUCUCUCUGCGACGAAGUCCCUGCUGGAGUCGUUGAGCACCUGCUUGGUCACAACAGUCCUCGACAAUGCGUCAUUCGCCUGUCCGUCAGCAUCUUUGGGCUCUUCUUCUCUAUUCUUGCUGGCGCACAUCAGGUUGGAUGGCAGCACUGGCGUGGAGCGGCUGCGCCAGUUGGUGGACAAACAGAUGAUACUCAUGCGGACACCUGACGAUAGAUAUGCCGGGGGCCCCGUGGCUGUGGAUGCUUAUCUCUCCGACGGGUCACAUGUGGCACUGAAGCUCCUUAAUGAGGGGCUGGCCGUGCGGACGGACGACGUGCCGGUGGAUGACAUACUUGUGAGCACCAACAGUCGGUUCCCAUGCCCUCAUUCUCGUGUCCUCGUGUGUGUUGGUGUGUCAUUGUCAGGGGGCAAAGGCGCGUCAGGGGAAGGAGAGUGUCUAUGAAGCUCUGUCGGCUGUCUUGGCGCAGGACGACGCACAGCAGAGAAAGAGCCUCUUCACUUUGCAGCGCUUUCUGUUGCUCAUGCCAGCAGCCUGCGCUGUGGCGGCUCUCGUCUCGUUCCUAAGAUACCGCACCCUCAACCGAGCAGUCAGCAGGGACCAAUGUGUGUCUGCUGCUGAGUUCAGCAAGCCAAGGAAAGUACGUCAGAUGGCCAAGCUGAAAGAGAGACGGCGGGCAAUGAAGGCAGAGGGCCAGGCAGGGCAGCGAAUGGCGGGAGAGUGAGGG